This is a messenger RNA of Pyrus x bretschneideri (Chinese white pear), 830 nucleotides long. RefSeq lists its product as uncharacterized. The coding region runs from base 56 to 577 and encodes 173 amino acids. The record is from RefSeq and is a predicted model, not a curated record. NCBI's taxonomy places the organism in Eukaryota, Viridiplantae, Streptophyta, Magnoliopsida, Rosales, Rosaceae. The transcript has a single exon.
UAAAGAUGCCAAAUAAGGGUGGUGUGAAUCUUCUGCAACACGAGAAACCAAAAAGAUGCACGUUGUCUUUAAGUCCAAGGUGACCAAAGUCACCAAACAUUUCAAGUCUCUGAAAUCAAAGAUGCCCAGAUUUGGUAUCUUCCCAACUGGAGGGUGCUUUGAUGGAUGCAGGGAUCACACACAGCAAUCCUCAGGAUUUGGAACUAGGGUUUGGAACCUGAGUGACAAGCCUGUGGAACUGCAGAUAAGAGUUGGGUCCAUACUAAAAAAGGUUCACACUUUGAAACCAGGCUCCUCAAAGAGGCUGAAGUGCAAGAGCAUAUACAAGGCCUAUAUGCCCGGCGGAGAGGGUGGCGGCAGCGGCGGUGGCAGCAUGAGAGGCUUGCUGUAUUACUAUGACGAAACUUGCCACCCUUACGUUUGGAUUCAUGACACUGGUGGUGAUACAUUGAGGAUGGUCAAGCAGCAGUAUAUCAGUCUUGAGGACCUCAGGGAGUGUUGUGAGAUCAGGAUUUUCAGGGAUCAUCAGAGAGGCUGCGUUUCGGUUCGGAAGAAACCGAGGCCGGAUUUUUGCUGACGGGGGUUUGUUUUUGGCAUCUGUUUUUGUAAGUUUGUAUGUUAUGUAUUUGUAAUGGCAUUGUAAAAGUAUACUAACUUUUAAUGUCUUGGGAUUUUUUUUUUCCUCUUCGGGGGUUUAAUUUGUUUGUUUUAUUGUGUGUGAUUGAAGAAUUCAGAUGUUUUAUGGUCAAAUUAUGAAGAGAUGUGUAAGUAGCACAAAGAUGUAUAUUACUGAAUGAAAUUGUUGCAGGUUUGGAUUUGGUUUAUCUUAA